Phalaenopsis equestris is the source of this 921-nucleotide messenger RNA. RefSeq names its product cytochrome P450 90A1-like. The annotation marks the transcript as partial. Gene Ontology annotation, molecular function: monooxygenase activity; iron ion binding; heme binding. Lineage: Eukaryota; Viridiplantae; Streptophyta; Magnoliopsida; Asparagales; Orchidaceae. The transcript has 3 exons. The record is from RefSeq and is a predicted model, not a curated record. Gene Ontology annotation, biological process: multicellular organism development; brassinosteroid homeostasis; sterol metabolic process.
CGCCCCGGCGGUCGUCUCUUCACCACCCACAUCUUCGGCGAGCGAACCGUCUUCUCCGCCGACCCGGAGUUCAACCACCUCGUUCUCGCCGGCGAAGGUCGCAUCUUUGAGGGAAGCUACCCCUCUUCUAUCUCCACUCUCCUCGGCCGCCAUUCUCUUGUUCUCAUGAAGGGCAAGCUUCACAAGCGCAUGCACUCUCUUACCCUCACCCGCUUCGCAUCCCCAGCCGUCAUCCGCGCUUCUCUUCUCCCCGACAUCGACCGCGUUGUCCGGCGCAACCUUAGGUCUUGGCCCGCUUCUCUGCGGCUUCUCGAUCAGGCUAAAAAAAUCACUUUUGAGCUCACGGUGGAGCAGCUUGUCAGCGAGGGGCCGGGGGAGUGGACGGAUGAUCUUCGCCGCCAUUAUAAUGCUCUCAUUGAUGGCUUUUUCUCUCUUCCACUACCCUCUUUCCUUUCUUUUACUACCUACGGCAGGGCAAUCAAGGCGAGGAAGAAGGUGGCGGAGGAACUGAUGAAACUGGUGAGGAGGAGGAAGGAGGAGAAGAUUGUCGUCGAAAAGGGAAAAAAGAAGGACAUGGUGGAUGAGCUGCUCGAUGCGGACGAUCGAUUCACGGAAGAGGAAAUAGUUGAUUUCCUUCUUUCCUUAUUUGUAGCCGGCCAUGAGACCACGCCGACGAUCAUGACUCUCGCCGCCAAAUUUCUAGCUGAGAAUCCCUCCACCUUCGUCCUCCUCAAGGAAGAGCACGAUGAGAUACGGAGGAAGAAGAUGGGCGAUUUCGAAGCAUUGGAUUGGAACGAUUACAAGUCGAUGCCUUUCACACAAUGCGUCAUCAACGAGACUCUCCGCGUCGCCAAUAUAAUCGGCGGCGUGUUUCGCCGCGCCGUCGCCGAUGUUCAUUUCAAAGGUCUUCAUUUCUACUCC